This is a messenger RNA of Zingiber officinale, 2065 nucleotides long. RefSeq names its product U3 small nucleolar ribonucleoprotein protein MPP10-like. Bases 43 to 1704 code for a protein of 553 amino acids. The record is from RefSeq and is a predicted model, not a curated record. Gene Ontology annotation, biological process: rRNA processing. The transcript is spliced from 13 exons. Gene Ontology annotation, cellular component: Mpp10 complex; small-subunit processome; nucleus. Lineage: Eukaryota; Viridiplantae; Streptophyta; Magnoliopsida; Zingiberales; Zingiberaceae.
UCCCCCGUUUUACGUUUUAGGUUUCUGGAGGUCCCCAUAUCGAUGGCUGCGGCGGUGGAGAUGGAGAAGGAAGAGGAAUCACCGAUGAAAAAGGGAGAGGAAGCGCUUGAACGUCUUAGGUCAGCUGAUCCGCCGCUCUAUCUUAUGCAGUCAUCGGAGUUUGCCCGGGACGCUCGAGCCGCCUCCUGCUUUCUCUUCUCAUCCCUGGUCCCCUUCUGCACUAAGCUUCCUAUAGAUCGCUUGCUCGUUGAGGGUUUCGAUGCAGAGCAAAUAUGGUAUCAAAUCGACCUUCUCUCGCGACCCUUGCUCUCUACUGUCCGCCGGGAGUUCAAACGACUCGAGGAAGAGCACCAUUCACGGGCAGGUUUAAGCACUAUAGACGCUGACGGAGACGGGGAAGAGAUGGUGGUGGAGAAGGACGAAAUCUCUGUGGAUGACGAAGGCGAUGAAGAGGAUGGAGAUGAAAGCGAGGAAAAAGGGUCGGAAGACGAGGAAGAUGGCGAGGAUGACGACGAAGAUGAUGGAGAGGGAGAUGAGGAGGAAGAGGAAGAAGCAGGCGAAGCAAAAGGGAACGUGGUUGAAGAUAAAUUUUUGAAGAUGCAGGACUUGGAGAACUAUUUGGAGAAUGCCGAAGCGAAAGAGUAUGGGCACCCUGUGAAGAAAGGAAGCGGACGGAAGGAGAAGGAUGAUGACACCGAGGAGGAGGAAGAUGAUAUGGAUCUUGAAGAUUUUGAUAGUGACGGGGAUGAAGAUGCAGAACUAGGUGCAAAUGCUAGGUAUGAGGAUUUUUUUGGGGGCAACAAGAAAAAACAACAAAAAAAGGGUGGUACUGUUGGAAAGAGAAAACGCUCUUCCACUGAACUGGAUGCUGUUGAUCAUUUUGAGAACACUGAUGAAGAUGUUGAGAAGAAUGAUAGCGAGCAAAAGUUUCUCUCAACUCAUGAAAAGGAGCUUCAAAAGAUGCGUUCAAAAAUAGAGGAAAUGGAGAAAGCAAACUUGGAUCCUAAAUCCUGGACCAUGCAGGGAGAGGUUACUGCUGCUAAAAGGCCGAAGAAUAGUGCUUUGGAAGUGGACCUUGAUUUUGAGCACAAUGUAAGACCUGCUCCAGUAAUCACAGAGGAAGUUACUGCUUCCCUUGAAGAUAUAAUCAAAAAAAGGAUCAUCGAGGGUCAUUUUGAUGACGUUGAAAGAGCUCCUAUCUUGCCAUCUAAACCCCCUAAGGAGACCAAAGAGAUGGAUGAAAAUAAGAGCAAGAAGGGUCUUGCCGAGAUAUAUGAGGAAGAAUAUGCACAGAAGACGGGUUUAGCUCCAGCUCUUCUUUCUACUUCUGAUAAACUUAAGACUGAGGCAACAAUGCUAUUGAAAAAGAUUUCCUUGAAGUUGGAUUCGCUGUCUCACUUCCAUUUUGCUCCAAAGCCGGUUAUUGAGGAUAUGUCUAUACAAGUCAAUGUACCUGCUCUAGCAAUGGAAGAGGUUGCUCCAUUGGCCGUCUCAGAUGCCGCUAUGCUUGCUCCUGAGGAGAUUUUUCAUGGAAAAGGAAAUAUCAAAGAAGAGGCAGAAUUAACAAAAGAAGAGAGGAAAAGGAGACGGGCCAACCAGAAAAGAAGAUUUAGAAGAUUGAAAGCUGAAACAUCUAAGAAAGCAGCGCAAAAAACCGGUCAAAGUGCAGUGCCCGGUGCUACUAAUGAGAAACCAGAUUCAUGAACACGAAUUGUUAGUGAUCUUUGGAGUUUUACUCUUUGAGCCAUUCCCUAUCCAAUGGAGUAAGUAUUCAGGAUUCGCUAGUCGUUCGAACAAAGAGAUUACUGGGCAAAUCCUUUUGCACGGAAAGAGGAAGGCACGAUAUUUUUACUCGAAUACAACCCACUUGUUUUCAUAUGGUGUAUGUGACUGUUUUUUGUGGCUUCGACCACCUAAAUGUGCUACUGGAACUAUUUUUCUCCAAUUCUUUCUAAUAUUUUAAUUACCAUGUGUUAUUUGAUGGCCAGCUUAUAUUUGUGUUGCAAAUAUUGUUAUAUGUUUCUUUGCUAUGCUUAAGAGAUGUGCUUUUUGCACCUCCCCUGAA